Molecule: messenger RNA, 264 nt
Organism: Eremothecium cymbalariae DBVPG#7215
Lineage: Eukaryota; Fungi; Ascomycota; Saccharomycetes; Saccharomycetales; Saccharomycetaceae
Exons: 1
Coding region: 1-264 (87 amino acids)
Source: RefSeq, a predicted model, not a curated record
AUGACGAACAUAACCAAAUAUAUCCCACACAAUCCGUUAUUUCUUUGUCCAAUAUUUCUUAUUGUAUCAGAUUUGAUAUUCACCGUUUAUUCUAAUAAAUCUCCUAGGGAUAACGUCAUCUCAUCGACUACAACAACUUUCAGUUCAAGUUCAAGCACUUCUACUAGAGGACAGAGGAUUAAACAAUUGGUGAAUCAAAAAUUCAACCAGCGACCCAAGAAAACCGGUAUACUUCACAGCAUACAGGAUUUUACAAAGAAGUAG